Gadus morhua (Atlantic cod) is the source of this 1355-nucleotide messenger RNA. RefSeq names its product insulin-like growth factor binding protein 1b (gene igfbp1b). Gene Ontology annotation, molecular function: insulin-like growth factor I binding; insulin-like growth factor II binding. The coding region runs from base 135 to 896 and encodes 253 amino acids. Gene Ontology annotation, biological process: regulation of insulin-like growth factor receptor signaling pathway. The transcript has 4 exons. Lineage: Eukaryota; Metazoa; Chordata; Actinopteri; Gadiformes; Gadidae. The record is from RefSeq and is a predicted model, not a curated record. Gene Ontology annotation, cellular component: extracellular region.
GGAAAUCAAUUUCAGAAGAAAAACACCAUCCCCAACGCACCAGCACUAGGUUGAAGCUCAGCGAGGAACAAACAGGGCCAGAGCUACACCAGACCAAAGAGAAACUCAAGAGAAUACGUCACUGAAGCCGGGAGAUGUCUGGAAUACACAGGAGGUUGACAGUGGUGGUGGUGACGGUGGUGGUGGUGAGUGUGGGGGUCUUGGGGGGGCUGGCAAGCUGCUCCCCGGUGGCGGGGCCCAUCGAACCCAUCCGCUGCUCCGCCUGCACCCCGGAGAAGCUCAGCCAGUGCCCCGCCGUCGCCCCGGACUGCGGGCAGAUGCUGCGGGAGCCCGGCUGCGGCUGCUGCAUGGCCUGUGCCCUGGAGACGGGCUCGUCCUGCGGGGUGCACACGGCGCACUGCGGCCUGGGCCUCCGCUGCACCGCCGGGCCCGGGGAGGCCAGGCCGCUCCACGCCCUCAUCAGGGGACAGGGCGUCUGCACCCAGGAGCCGGGGACAGAGGACGUGGGCGGCCUCCCGGACCACUCCUCCCUGCACUAUCUGUUAGGGUUCAACGGCCCCCUGGAGCCCAGGGACGCAGCGGAGGCCCAGGAGACAAUCAAAGCCAAGGUCAACUCCAUCCUGAAGAAACUGGUGCAGCAGGGUCCUUGUCACAUUGAACUGCACGCCGCGCUGGAUGGCAUCGCAAGCUCCCAGCAGGCACUAGGAGACAAGUUCACAACAUUCUACCUCCCCAACUGUGACAAGUACGGCUACUACAAAGCCAAGCAGUGUGAGUCCUCCUUGAAUGAUCCUCCGGCUCGCUGCUGGUGCGUCUCUUCCUGGAAUGGGAAGAGGAUUCCGGGAUCAAAUGACCUGCCCACGGACUCACAGUGCAAUCAGGAACUUACACACUGAGAGCAUGGACAUGGAAAUACAAACGGUGUGCGUGCAAACACACAAGCACACACGCACACACAAACAUGCAAGCGCUCACAUGCACACACACAAAUACAAACAAACAAAUAGGUUAUAUAUAUUUAUACUGUGGUUAACGUAUGAACCUGAGCUUCAGGUAAAUAGAGAUGCGCCAUUGAUACAUUACAACGUACAAACAAACAUAUUAAAUAAGUUAUAUAGCCGCAAAGACACCCACAUUCACAUAAAAUGAUUUUAUGUGAAUUCAGGAGAAAACAAAUCAUUUUAAUUUAUUGACCUAAUGUAUAUAUCGAGUCUUAUUUAUUCUAAAUUUGUCAACACGCACUCUCGGGACCCUGCUUGUAAUUUUUAGACUUUUUAAUAUGUUUGCCUACUUUUUUUUUUUGUAAAUAGGGCAGCACUGUAUACAUUUGAGUCAGCUAAAUAACUCCAUGGCUA